Messenger RNA from Pundamilia nyererei, 1855 nucleotides. RefSeq names its product ubiquitin-conjugating enzyme E2Na (gene ube2na). NCBI's taxonomy places the organism in Eukaryota, Metazoa, Chordata, Actinopteri, Cichliformes, Cichlidae. The transcript has 4 exons. The record is from RefSeq and is a predicted model, not a curated record. Bases 161 to 625 code for a protein of 154 amino acids.
AUCGUGAGUGUGUUAGAUAAGCAGCUGCUGUGUAAGUCACGUUCACGUCCCUCCAUUCACUAUCACCGUGACGCAGAGAACCCGGAAGACGUGUGUUUGCUGUCAAUGCCAACGACAGAAAGAAGGCACUGAGAGCUAAAAAGCCCGCAUUUAAGACAAGAUGGCAGGACUGCCCCGCAGGAUCAUUAAGGAAACUCAGCGCUUGCUUGCAGAGCCUGUCCCAGGCAUCAAGGCAGAGCCAGAUGAAGCCAAUGCCCGCUACUUUCACGUGGUCAUCGCUGGACCUCAGGACUCACCUUUCGAAGGAGGCACAUUUAGACUUGAACUCUUUUUACCAGAGGAAUAUCCCAUGGCAGCUCCUAAAGUACGUUUUAUGACCAAAAUUUAUCAUCCAAACGUUGACAAGUUGGGAAGAAUAUGUCUUGACAUUUUGAAAGAUAAAUGGUCACCAGCUCUGCAGAUUCGUACAGUGCUGCUCUCAAUCCAGGCUUUACUAAGUGCACCCAACCCUGAUGAUCCCCUAGCAAAUGAUGUUGCAGAGAAGUGGAAGAGCAGUGAAGCUGAAGCCAUAGAAACCGCCAAGACAUGGACCAGGCUUUAUGCUGGAAACAAAAAUGAAGUGUAAAGCAGCCUCUUGGAGACAGAAGUGGAAGCAAAUUGUAUGAACACAACUCAUGUGCUGCCAAGACCACCUCCUGCUUUAUUUGCAUUUAAAGGACACCAUCUUUUAGUGUAUAUACAUGUCAGAUUUUCUUAUAUAUGUAUACACACUAAAAGUACACACACAAAAUAUAUAUAUACUGCUGACAUUUGGUGAUUUAAAUGCACACUAGAAAUUACGAGCUGUCUUUGUCCUGACUCACUACUAUUCAAAUGCAUGGGCAGAGGUUUUAGAUCUACUCAUCUAGCUUUCUUUGUCCACUGAGGGGAAAAGGUGUCUUGCAUCACACGUUUUUGUUUUUUUUUCAGGGGGGAGGGGGCACAAUUUUGGAGCAGGGGAAUAAGCUGAGUUAGAGACUGGCUUAGAUGUGGAUAACAUGAUAUGCUUUUUAUGUUUCUUUUAACUUUGUUUUAUCGUGUUGCUGUUCAUUAAAAGCAGCUAACUCUACUAGCCCACUGUUUUUGUAGGCGCUCGCCUGGAGAAGGUUUAGUCCUGUGUAGGUUUGCCCAGUAGGACGCAUAAACAAUCAUCGCUGUGCUGCUUCUUCGAGUCAAUCUGGAUUUGUUAAAUAUAAACUGAGAUGACUGAGAACCAAACUGAGCCUGCCACUGUCACAUUAACUUUUCCAGCCACUCUCAGUGUGGACUUGGAUGUACAGUACUUUUGUGGAUGGCAUGAGAGUGUGUGUGGUGGGUUCAGUGGACAUUGUGGACCUUUCUUUAGUUUUAGCACAUACAGUAUGUGUUUUGUCUUUUACAUGUGAAUCUUUUCUUGCUGUUAGCAUACUAACUGCUCAUGCUUUUCGGCCCCUUACGUCAUCAGUUUAAUUCUGCAAAACUCUGUGGUUUACCUGCUCUCACUGGCAUUUAUUUCAAAAAGCAGUGCGGUUACAUUUGAACAGUCAGUUGAUGAAAGCGGGAACUGGGGUGUUGUGAUUGGUGUGUGUGAGAAGAGAUGCUGCAUUGUGGAGGAGAUCACACCAAAAGUGCAAUGAAGGCUUUGACUCUUGACUGUUGUGACUGGGCUUUGGCUGUAAAGUCUGUAUUCAUUUCACUUUGUGUAAAUUCAUUCUUUGUUAAUCUGAAGGUGAAAUGUUUUCCUGCUCUCAGAAUGAUAUGAAACAGUCCAACUACAAACUUUUAUGUUCUGUAAAUAAAUUCUGUUGAUUAAUAAAUACCUGACUGUGAUUCUUAA